Molecule: messenger RNA, 1402 nt
Organism: Corylus avellana
Lineage: Eukaryota; Viridiplantae; Streptophyta; Magnoliopsida; Fagales; Betulaceae
Source: RefSeq, a predicted model, not a curated record
CCUUUUCAUGGAUAGCCCUGUAGCACCAGAGAUGGAGAUGAUUGGAAAUCCUCAUACACAGACAAACAACUUCUCCACACACCGAAGAUCCUCCAGAGGUGGCUGGAAUGCUGCCAUUUUCAUCAUCUUUGUGGAGGUAGCAGAGAGAUUUGCUUUCUACGGUGUCUCCGGUAACCUCAUCUCCUACCUCACAAAAGAACUCCACCAGCCCACCGUCGCCGCCGCUAAGAAUGUCAACACCUGGGUUGGCGUCUCAACACUCUUCCCCUUGCUCGGAGCCUUCAUUGCCGAUUCCUACUUGGGUCGCUUCAGGACCAUCCUCAUCUCCUCCCUCAUCUUUCUCUUGGGAACGGUACUAUUGACCUUAUCGGUGUCGGUGUUUCCUUUGCAUUGGCGGGAAGCAUUGUUCUUUGUAGCUCUUUACAUAUUGUCUGUCGGAGAAGGUGGGCACAUGCCAUGUGUGCAAACCUUUGCGGCAGACCAGUUCGACGAGGAUUCACCGGAGCAGAGAAAGGAGAAGAGCUCCUUUUUCAACUGGUGGUAUGUGGCAAUAGUGAUCGCUGCAACUACUGCCACACUGCUCAUAAUCUAUCUGCAGGAUAACAUUGGGUGGACAAUAGGGUUUGGAGUGUUGGCAGGGGUGUUGGGAGUGGCAUUGGCAAUAUUUUUGUUGGGAAUGAAGAAGUACCGAAAGGAGGGUCCCCCAGGGAGCCCAUUCACCACGGUGGCGCAGGUGUUUGUUGCAGCAGCUCGGAAGUGGCGCGUGGAUGAGACGCGCAGCGGGUGGGAUGUAUACUAUGGAGAUCAGAGCAGUGGGGCCCUGUCUCAUGGUCAACCUAAGGCUCGGAUCUUGGGCCGGACUAAUCAAUUCAGGUUUUUGGACAAGGCAAUGAUCAUAGACAACAACAAUGAUGCAUCAAGCAAAACCAGAAAUCCAUGGAGGCUAUGCUCCCUAAAUCAAGUAGAAGAAGUAAAGCUGGUCCUUCGCCUCAUCCCCAUAUGGUUUAGCUGCUUAAUGUUUAACGUCGUCCAAGCCCAACUCCACACCUAUUUCAUCAAGCAAGGAAGCACAAUGAUCCGGUCGAUCGGACCCCACUUUCAGCUUCCUUCGGCAUCGGUUCAAGCCCUCACCGGCUUUGUAAUCUUAAUCACAGUCCCAAUCUACGAGAGAAUUUUUGUCCCGAUUGCCAGAAAAUUCACCGGACACCCAUCAGGCAUUACUGUGCUGCAAAGGAUAGGAGUAGGCCUUUUUCUAUCCAUCAUCAACAUGGUUGUGGCAGCUCUGGUGGAAGCGAAAAGGGUCAGCAUUGCCAAAGAGAAUAAUCUCAUGGAUAACCCAAAAGCAGUGGUAAUAUUAAAUCUUUCACUUCUUUCAAAGUUUAAACCGAUAAUAAAUGAUUGA